UCGGCGAGCCGGGCGGGAGCAGCGGGAUGGCGGCGGCGGCGGGCGAGGCGCGCCGGGUGCUGGUGUACGGCGGCAGGGGCGCGCUGGGCUCCCGAUGCGUGCAGGCGUUCCGGGCCCGCAGCUGGUGGGUUGCCAGCAUUGAUGUGGUGGAGAAUGAAGAGGCCAGUGCUAGCGUGGUGGUUAAAAUGACAGACUCAUUUACCGAGCAGGCUGACCAGGUGACUGCUGAGGUCGGAAAGCUCUUGGGUGAAGAGAAGGUGGAUGCGAUCCUUUGUGUGGCCGGAGGCUGGGCUGGGGGCAACGCCAAAUCCAAGUCUCUCUUUAAAAACUGUGACCUGAUGUGGAAGCAGAGCAUGUGGACAUCAACCAUCUCCAGCCACUUGGCCACCAAGCACCUCAAGGAAGGAGGCAUCCUAACCUUGGCUGGUGCCAAGGCUGCCCUGGAUGGGACUCCUGGGAUGAUCGGCUACGGCAUGGCCAAGGGUGCUGUUCAUCAGCUCUGCCAGAGCCUCGCCGGGAAGAACAGCGGCAUGCCUUCUGGCUCUGCGGCCAUCGCCGUACUCCCGGUUACCCUGGACACCCCGAUGAACAGGAAAUCCAUGCCCGAGGCCGACUUCAGUUCCUGGACCCCCUUGGAGUUCCUGGUUGAAACCUUCCAUGACUGGAUCACAGGGAAGAACCGGCCGAGUUCAGGAAGCCUAAUCCAGGUGGUAACCACGGAGGGGAAGACGGAGCUUACCCCCGCAUAUUUUUAAGCUUCAUCUCAGUGCCUGUUAGGGACCUGCCAGAAGAGUCGUUUAUCUCAGUGUGACUGUGUCUGGUCCUGUGUUUCCUGUAAUCUUGUUUGUGGUACGAGAUAGUGAAUCCUGUUUUUCCUCUCUCCUCAUGUGCAUUUGUUCUCCUCGGACAGUGUAAAAUGUUUAUGGUAAAUAAAAAUGUGUGAGGGUGGAGGCCCGCGGAGAGCACCAUUGGUCUGUGUUAGCUGUGUAAGUUUGGGAGGUCUUGAAUGGGCCCCUCUUGUAUCUGUCAUCUCGAAUUGCAUUUGAGACAGGGAUUCUCUGUUCCUGACAGUGCCUGUUGUCUAAUUCAGAGAUUUGUUGAUGAUUGGGGAUGUCUGGGGGUCUGAGUUAUUGAAUGUUAUGUUUAUGUCACGGACCUAGUUUUUGGAGCCUCGAAUGGAACUGCCUUAAAAGUGGUAUUUUGUGGUAUAAGCAAAAUCCUGUGGACUCCGUGAAGAUAUCUUUUCCUGUGCAGUUGCCAAAAGUGCAACAGAACUACUUGUGAUUACUUAGUUUAUCUUCCUAAUAAACACACUUAAUUUAU
Molecule: messenger RNA, 1323 nt
Organism: Canis lupus familiaris (dog)
Lineage: Eukaryota; Metazoa; Chordata; Mammalia; Carnivora; Canidae
Gene: QDPR
Product: quinoid dihydropteridine reductase
Exons: 7
Coding region: 27-755 (242 amino acids)
Biological process (GO): L-phenylalanine catabolic process; tetrahydrobiopterin biosynthetic process
Cellular component (GO): cytoplasm
Molecular function (GO): 6,7-dihydropteridine reductase activity; NADPH binding; NADH binding
Source: RefSeq, a predicted model, not a curated record